This is a messenger RNA of Danaus chrysippus (African queen), 288 nucleotides long. The record is from the annotation of a GenBank genome assembly. Lineage: Eukaryota; Metazoa; Arthropoda; Insecta; Lepidoptera; Nymphalidae.
AUGGCAUACAAAGGACCCCCAAAGGUACAGAAGGUUAUGGUACAACCCAUUAACCUAAUCUUCAGAUAUUUACAAAACAGAAGCCGUGUACAAAUAUGGCUUUACGAGAAUGUGAAUUUGAGAAUCGAGGGUCACAUUGUUGGUUUCGAUGAAUAUAUGAAUAUUGUUUUGGACGAGGCUGAAGAAGUUCACAUGAAAACCAAAAACAGGAAACAAAUCGGAAGAAUUAUGAUGAAAGGAGAUAACAUAACGCUUAUACAAAAUGUAAACCCGAACGCUACAGUGUGA